Pleurotus ostreatus (oyster mushroom) is the source of this 984-nucleotide messenger RNA. RefSeq lists its product as uncharacterized. NCBI's taxonomy places the organism in Eukaryota, Fungi, Basidiomycota, Agaricomycetes, Agaricales, Pleurotaceae. The record is from RefSeq and is a predicted model, not a curated record. The transcript has 5 exons. The coding region runs from base 1 to 984 and encodes 327 amino acids.
AUGGUACGCCAGGCCAGGGACGAGCAAUACAGUUAUCUUGAGAACUACAUCGACUCUUACGCAGUAACAUCGCCGAAUUCACCAGAACGUGCAGCAUGGAGACAAGCAUUGUAUAGAGAUUGGGAAGAACGAUUCAGCAGUGUUACUUCGGAACAUAAACGGAUGAUUAGCACAUACUUCAGUAACCACACACGACCUGAAAGUAAAUGGGCCAGAGCUAUGUACCAGGACACGGACACCAGUUCCUCUUCAGAAGAGGAUCAAUUGGACUCUGACGAUGACGAUGCAAAGACGUCCGAAAACACUAAAACUGACAUUGCGGCGAUGGAAGAGGAUCAAUUAGACUCUGACGAUGGCGAUGCAAAGACGGCCGAAAACGCUAAAGGUGACAUUGCGGUGACGGGAAAUGCUGAGAAUAUAUCAUCGCCUGGACCUGGAUCAAUUCAAACUGGUGAACUGAGUUCCGAUAGCCACUCCGUGACUGAAAUCGGCCAGCUCAAGGAUCAAACCGUCCAAAAGAUAGGAUCUACGGUUGGUUCAUGUGUGUCGCCAGCAGACAAAGACAUCAGCGCAUGCUUGCGAGAAGUCCCCUCGUCAUCCAACGGCAGUGCUACAGCCCUGUCCCAAUCUUCUAGUACAUAUCCGUCAGAGAUACCCAGACUGCGUCGACAUUUUGCAAUAAAUAACAUCAUCUUGGACGUUGAGCUGUCUGGGCUCUCACGAACCGACGUGAAAUUUUAUUAUGAAGCCGGAACUCUACACCUCUUUGCGGACAAGCACGAUGCAGGGGGGUUGCCUGACCUCCGUCGAACUUACGCAGGUUCCCUUCGAGUUGGGCCACAAAAUACCGGUCAAAUCAUUUGCGGCAUGUCCGAUGGCAUCUUAAGAGUGAUUCUCGGACGUGACAGGCAUGUAGAACCGCUGGAUACCCCAGCUGGAGACUGUCUGGAAAUAGAAGAUAAACUACCCUCGGAAUUUGUCUAA